Messenger RNA from Metschnikowia bicuspidata var. bicuspidata NRRL YB-4993, 837 nucleotides. It is a transcript of the gene SRT1, whose product is annotated as ditrans,polycis-polyprenyl diphosphate synthase. Lineage: Eukaryota; Fungi; Ascomycota; Pichiomycetes; Serinales; Metschnikowiaceae. Gene Ontology annotation, cellular component: membrane; lipid droplet; dehydrodolichyl diphosphate synthase complex. The transcript has 2 exons. The annotation marks the transcript as partial. The record is from RefSeq and is a predicted model, not a curated record. Gene Ontology annotation, molecular function: ditrans,polycis-polyprenyl diphosphate synthase [(2E,6E)-farnesyl diphosphate specific] activity.
UUUGUCAGGCACAAAUCCAUCGAAAUCUUGAAACAGGGCCGCAUUCCCAAACAUGUGGGCUUCAUCAUGGAUGGCAACCGGAGAUACGCAAAGGAAAAAGGCCUCUUUACCAAAGAGGGCCACAAAGCAGGUGCAGAAGCCCUUAAAACAGCCUUGGAAUCAUGCUACGAAAUUGGCAUAAAGGAAAUUUCCAUUUAUGCGUUUUCAAUCGAGAAUUUUAAGCGCCCUAAAAGCGAGAUCGAUGAUAUUCUUUCCUUGCUCAGGAAAUUUCUUGAGUCUGUCUACAAAACGGCCACAGUUAGUGAGCAUAAUAUACAAGUCCGCAUCAUUGGAAACAGAUCCUUGAUCGAACCCAGUCUCUUGGAAGACUUGGAGAAGCUUGAGAGCGAGACCAAAACGUCCAAAGUUUCUGCAUACCUAAAUGUGUGCUUUGCGUAUACCUCGCGCGAUGAAAUAACUCACUCGGUCAGGGAGGUUGUGGGAAAACACCAGUCGAAAGAUAUCACCAAGAACGAAAUAUGCGAGCGCUUACUCACGGAAAAUUUGUACACAAGAGACCCGAGUCAGCCUCUCGAUAUACUCCUAAGAACAAGCGGCCACACGAGACUCAGCGACUUUCUUUUGUGGCAAUGCACUUCCAACUGCAGUAUUGUUUUUCUGGACACUUUGUGGCCAGACUUCAGCUACUGGGAGCUCUACCUCAUUCUUUUGAAGUGGAGUUUCGAGCAAGCCGUGAUGCGCAAUAGGCAUCUUGACUGGGGUUUCAGCACAGUUCCUCAGUAUGUCAACCUAAAACUGCUCCCUGAUAGUCCUCCGUUUGCCAGCGUGGCAGAGAAA